AUGAAAAUCUCGAGGAAGCAGCGGCUGAUAUUCACGAUAUGUAUAUCCUUCUCGUUCUUUGCCGCUGAACUGUCAGUUGGUUUCUACACGCACUCCAUUGCACUCAUCGCCGACGCCUUUCACUACCUCAGCGACCUGAUAGGAAUAAUCGUCGCCCUGGUUGCGUUGAUGUUACAAGAGCGAGCGAAACCCGCACCGCAGGAGUAUACAUAUGGUUGGCAACGAGCGACAAUACUAGGUGCCUUCUUCAACGGCGUGUUUCUUCUGGCGCUGGGUGUCAGUAUUAUGGUGCAGGCCAUCGAACGAUUCGUGAACAUCACUCGCGAUAAUGUGCACGUCGAAGAGCCGAAAUGGAUUCUUAUAGUCGGUAGUGCCGGUCUAGCUCUGAAUCUCUUGGUUCUAUCUUUCCUUCAUGAGCAUGAUCAUGAUCAUGGCCACCAUGGGCAUGGACAGCAUGGACACUGUGAUGCGGAGCAACAUCAAGAUGCAGGGACAACUCGCGAGACGGCCAGUGUAUGCGAAGCCCCUUUGACGCCUACCACAAGCAGCCACUAUGAACACAAACACACGUCAGUAGUCAUCAAGUCCCCUGGCCGAGACCUGGGUAUGCUAGGCGUUUUUAUUCAUGUCUUGGGAGAUGCCAUCAACAACAUUGGAGUCAUCAUCGCAGCGGUCGUCAUCUGGAAAGUUGAAGGCGAAGGACGGUACUAUGCAGACCCCGCAGUUGGAGUCUUCAUCUCGAUUAUGAUUCUUCUUUCAGCCAUACCACUCGUCAAGAAUAGCGGCGCUAUUCUACUACAAACUACACCCAAAGGCAUCAAUCUUGAGGAUGUCAAACAUGACAUUGAGAAGGUGACAGCGGAUUCCCAUCUACGAUGA
Messenger RNA from Fusarium coffeatum, 879 nucleotides. RefSeq lists its product as uncharacterized. Gene Ontology annotation, cellular component: membrane. The record is from RefSeq and is a predicted model, not a curated record. Gene Ontology annotation, biological process: intracellular zinc ion homeostasis; zinc ion transmembrane transport. NCBI's taxonomy places the organism in Eukaryota, Fungi, Ascomycota, Sordariomycetes, Hypocreales, Nectriaceae. Gene Ontology annotation, molecular function: zinc ion transmembrane transporter activity. The coding region runs from base 1 to 879 and encodes 292 amino acids. The transcript has 7 exons.